CAGGCGUAGUGCGUCACGGGCGGCCUGGCGGCGAGCGCUGUGAAGUCAGACGCCAGCCCACGUCCCUGAGAUACCCCCGGCGACGGGACCUGCUUUCGGGGCAUGAGUUGGGGGCACAGUGCCGAGGCCAGCAGUAUUUCAUAGAGAUUGAUGGAAGCAGAAACCAAAACUCUUCCCCUGGAAAAUGCAUCUAUCCUUUCAGAGGGCUCUCUACAGGAAGGUCACCGGUUAUGGAUUGGCAACCUGGACCCCAAAAUCACAGAAUACCACCUCCUGAAACUCCUCCAAAAGUUUGGUAAGGUGAAGCAAUUUGACUUCCUUUUUCACAAGUCAGGUGCUUUGGAGGGCCAACCUCGAGGGUACUGUUUCGUCAACUUUGAGACUAAGCAGGAAGCAGAGCAAGCCAUCCAGUGUCUCAAUGGCAAGCUGGCACUGUCUAAGAAGCUGGUGGUGCGAUGGGCACAUGCUCAAGUAAAGAGAUAUGAUCAUAACAAGAAUGAUAAGAUCCUUCCAAUCAGUCUCGAGCCAUCCUCAAGCACUGAACCUACUCAGUCUAACCUAAGUGUCACUGCAAAAAUAAAAGCCAUUGAAGCAAAGCUGAAAAUGAUGGCAGAAAAUCCUGAUGCAGAAUAUCCAGCAGCACCUGUUUAUUCCUACUUUAAACCACCAGAUAAAAAGAGGACUACUCCUUAUUCUAGAACAGCGUGGAAGUCUCGAAGAUGAUGGUUGUGAAUUACUGGAGCAGUAAAAGUGUAUUGGUCUCCACACCUGAACUCCUUUGCCUUUGUACUUUGUAGAUGUGAAUGGUAUUAUCCAACAGAGCACAAUCACAUGUAGAGAGUUUGCUAACAACAUUUUUGGAUGUUCUAAUGGAUGUGUCUUCCCUGAACUAUGUGUGGAAUUGAGCAUCAUCCAGAAUAAAUAGGAUUGUGUCCAAAAUUGUGACUUGAACACUGAAAUGCUCUAGUUGGCUGGUUUGUUUGGGUUUGAAACUCCAAGAACAUCAUAUGCUGUGCCAGAGAAAAAGGCAAACACACAAAAUGUUAUUUAAAUCAGGAAAACAAAAAUUUAUUAAUAUCCAUCUAAAAAUAGAGCAUUUUUCUAUGUAUACAUCUUUUCAACAUAAAGAAAUAAAAGAGGGUAGGAAGUGAGAGACAGAUCUUAACCAUUAUUAGAACUUCUGUUUGAGAAUUUACAGUGGAAAUCCUUCCAGUUGGACUAAAAAAGAAAAUUCUUGGCAAAAAGAAACUGGUCCUUUGAGCAAAUGUAGUAAAAGAAUUAUACUUAUUGUUUCAAAAUCCCAAUUAGGAAAAUAUAUGGUAUAGAUCUUAAAAUUGUUUACAUCAACAGACAGAAAUUCUGUUUAGAAAUCAGCUUUCUUUCUAUAGUGAUCAUUCUUUUUAAAUCUAAUUCUGCCUUCUAUAUACCAAAUAUUACUAAUGUGGAACUUUGAAAAUGCACUUAUUGCAUGAGAUUGUUUUCAUAGCAUGAGAUUGUUCCAACUAGAAGUGUAUUAUGGUUAGUCUAAAUAGAAAAGGUAAAUUUCUUUGAAAACCUAAAUACUAUAUUGGUCCCUAUCAAACAUUAUUUUCUAACAUCAGUGUAAGGUCUAAGUAGAAGCAGCUGAUGCUCUUGUGCAGGAUGAGAAGCAAAGUAAAAUGCACACAGGAAGUCCAGUAGAGCAGCCACUACUCUGGCACCAAGAUCCCAAUCACUUUGUGUUGUGUGUAGUUUCAGAAAGACUGCAUGACUUAAAUGCUCCUUCAUUCAUAGAACAUAAAACAGACAUCUCCCUAGAUAUUUUUGCCUCUUUGGACAUCCUGCAUAGAAACAUGCAUAAACUGAUAGACUUGGGGAUGUAUUUAUUCAGCACAUUUUGGUGUCAGGCUUGACGAACUGUUUGAUCAGGCAGCACUGCUUCUUUUCUAGGUAGAUCACUUUGUUACUGUAGGUACCAUUCACGGUGAUUAAAGACUGUUUACCAUCAUGGUUCCUCACAGGGAGAGACUUUCAUUAUAGAAAUUUAAGUCUUCCUUGGUGUACAUGAGCUUAAGACACUGACUCAAACUUCAGUGUAGUGCCAGGCGUGGUGGCACACCCCUUUAAUCCCAGCACUUGGGCGACAGAGGUAGGAGAAUCACCAUGAGUUCAAGGCCACCCUGAGACUACAUAGUGAAUUCCAGGUCAGCCCGGGCUAGAGUGAGACCCUACCUCGAAAAACAAACAAAAAACCUCAGUGUAAUGAGGUUUUAGAGUCUGUAGAACUGGUUUAGAGAAAUCCUUGUCCCUUUUCCCAAGGUCAGGCUUUUAGCUGUCUUUAGAUAUCAAAUACUUUGAGAAUAUAUUAGCUACAUGUAUCUAUGAUACUAGUAACUCUCCUUUCACUUUGGGGAUAGUUCAGGGAGGUAGAGGCACUGUCUCCCGUUUUCUCUGGUGACUUGGAAUGUGGAAUUUACCAUUUUAUCUUUAAUUCCUCAGAGUGAUAUGGUGGAGUAGAACUUGAUGCAAUAGCCUUCUAUUUUUAGUAGGAAAUUAGAGAAUGCUUGGGAUUAUAUAGAAUUGUUUCCUGUAGAAACUAGAACUAUUUAUUUGUAUUUAAAGCAAUGUCUGUUAUUUGUACCAACUCUUUCUUCCUCCAUGUGAAUAAACACAAGACAGUGUC
Molecule: messenger RNA, 2662 nt
Organism: Jaculus jaculus (lesser Egyptian jerboa)
Lineage: Eukaryota; Metazoa; Chordata; Mammalia; Rodentia; Dipodidae
Gene: Rbm18
Product: RNA binding motif protein 18
Exons: 6
Coding region: 151-723 (190 amino acids)
Molecular function (GO): RNA binding
Source: RefSeq, a predicted model, not a curated record